Messenger RNA from Trichoderma breve, 2430 nucleotides. RefSeq lists its product as uncharacterized. Lineage: Eukaryota; Fungi; Ascomycota; Sordariomycetes; Hypocreales; Hypocreaceae. The transcript has a single exon. Bases 1 to 2430 code for a protein of 809 amino acids. The record is from RefSeq and is a predicted model, not a curated record.
AUGUUGCUUAAGCAGGUCCUUGUGGCCGCUCUGCUCUCUUUGAGCUCUGUCACGGCUUUCCCAAACCCGAACAACCUCCAUGAUGUGGAGGCUAGGGAUGUCGAAGAUAACCUCGUUACUCGUGGCGGUUACCACGACUGUGGCUCUUACGCCAGCUGGAACAACGGAAAGAACUGCUGUGUCUGCAAGGACAAUGGCAAGAAUUACGACUCCAAGACAAAGUCAUGCAGCUGUCCUAGUGGCUACACCUGGAAUGGUCACCAGUGCGUCCACGACUGUGGCAAAGAUGCUACUUGGCAGUAUGGAAACUGUGUCUGCAACAAGAAAGGCGAAGUCUACAACCCCAAGACCAAGACCUGCAGCUGCCCACCAGGACAGUACUGGAAUGGCAAGAACUGCCAGGUGGAUUGCGGCAAAGACGCUUCAUAUGACUGGAAGCAGAAGAAAUGCGUUUGCAAGAAACAUGGCGAAAUCUACAACUCCAACUCCAAGACCUGCAGCUGCCCACCAGGACAGUACUGGAAUGGCAAGAACUGCCAGGUGGAUUGCGGCAAAGACGCUUCAUAUGACUGGAAGCAGAAGAAAUGCGUUUGCAAGAAACAUGGCGAAAUCUACAACUCCAACUCCAAGACUUGCAGCUGCCCCCCUGGCCAGGUUUGGAACGGCUACGCUUGCGUUGUUGACUGUGGCAAGGAAGCGCACUUUGACAAUAAACAGAAGAAGUGUGUGUGCAACAACUACGGCGAAAUCUACAACUCUGGCAGCAAAACUUGCAGUUGCCCUGGAGGACAAUACUUCAACGGCAAGAAAUGCGUUUGCCCGUACGGUAAAGUCUGGAAUGGUAAACAGUGUGUAGAAGACUGCGGCAAGGAAGCCCACUUCGACUACAACCAGAAGAAGUGCGUGUGCAACAAGAAUGGCGAAAUUUAUGACUCUUCCAAGAAGACUUGCAGCUGUCCCGAUGGUCAAUACUUCAACGGCAAGCAAUGCGUCUGCCCAUAUGGUAAAGUUUGGAACGGCAAACAGUGUGUUCCCGAUUGUGGCAAGGAAGCCCACUUCGACUAUAACCAGAAGAAGUGUGUGUGCAACAACAAGGGCGAAGUCUAUAACUCGGCCAAGAAGACCUGCAGUUGUCCUGAUGGCCAAUACUGGAACGGCAAGCAAUGUGUUUGCCCGUACGGCCAAGUCUUCAACGGCAAGCAAUGCGUUCCUGAUUGCGGUAAAGAAGCCACCUUCGAUUACAAACAGAGGAAGUGCGUUUGCAAGAACAAGGGAGAGAUCUACGACUCCAAGACCAAGACUUGCAGUUGUCCCGAUGGCCAGGUCUGGAAUGGCAAGCAGUGCGUCUGCCCGUACGGCAAAGUCUGGAACGGCAAGCAGUGUGUAGAAGACUGUGGUAAGGACGCCCACUUCGAUUACAACCAGAAGAAGUGUGUUUGCAACAAGAACGGAGAAAUCUUCGAUUCAAAGUCCAAGACUUGCAAAUGCCCUGACGGUCAGUACUGGAAUGGAAAGCAGUGUGCCUGUCCAUACGGCCAGGUCUUCAACGGCAAGCAAUGUGUCCCCGACUGCGGCAAAGACGCUACCUAUGAUUACAAUCAGAAGAAGUGCGUUUGCAAGAACAAGGGAGAGGUCUUUGAUUCAAAGACCAAGACCUGUAGCUGCCCUGACGGCCAGUACUGGAACGGAAAGCAAUGCGUCUGUCCAUACGGCAAGAUUUUUGACGGAAAGCAAUGCGUAGAGGACUGCGGCAAAGAUGCUCAUUUUGAUGACAAGCAGAAGAAGUGCGUGUGCAACAAGAACGGAGAGAUCUACGACUCCAAGACCAAGACCUGUAGCUGCCCAGACAGCCAGUACUGGGAUGGAUCCAAGUGCGCAUGCCCCUACGGAACCGUCUGGGACGGCAAGCACUGCAACCAGGAUUGCGGCAAGGACGCUCAUUUCGACAGCAACCAGAAGAAGUGCGUGUGCAAUAAGCAGGGUGAGGUUUACGAUAGUAAAUCCAAGACUUGCAGCUGCCCCAACGGCCAAUACUGGGACGGAUCCAAGUGUGCCUGCCCCUACGGCAAGGUCUGGGACGGAAAGCAAUGCGUGCCAAACUGCGGCAAAGAUGCUAGCUACGACAGCAAGCAGAACAAGUGCGUGUGCAAGAAAAUCGGCCAAGUCUUUGAUAGCAAGUCCUUGACUUGCAGCUGCCCAUCCGGAACCUCUUGGAAUGGCUACGCAUGUGUGCAAGAUUGUGGCAAGGACGCUCAUUAUGACAGCAACCAGAAGUGCUGCGUGUGCAACAAGAAGGGCCAGUCUUAUGAUAGUAAGUCCAAGACUUGCAGCUGCCCAGGAAACCAAUAUUGGGACGGCAACAAGUGCGCGUGCCCAUACGGAUCGACCUGGGAUAGCAGCAAGAAGACUUGUAAGAUGAACUAUCCUUGA